This is a messenger RNA of Cucurbita maxima (winter squash), 1777 nucleotides long. RefSeq names its product transcription factor MYBC1-like. The transcript has a single exon. Gene Ontology annotation, cellular component: nucleus. The record is from RefSeq and is a predicted model, not a curated record. The coding region runs from base 454 to 1353 and encodes 299 amino acids. Gene Ontology annotation, biological process: regulation of DNA-templated transcription. Gene Ontology annotation, molecular function: DNA binding; DNA-binding transcription factor activity. NCBI's taxonomy places the organism in Eukaryota, Viridiplantae, Streptophyta, Magnoliopsida, Cucurbitales, Cucurbitaceae.
AGUAGGAGAAAAAAGGACGAGGGCCAAGAGAGCAUCAGCAACAGUACCUCCACGCCUCCCCCGGUCCAUAGUGAGAGAAAAACUAUGAGAAUGAGAGAGAGAGCGAAAAUUAAAGCUACAAGAAAACAAGAUCCACCUCGAACCUCUCUUCGUCUUCAACCUUUUUGGCCACCCCCUUCAUAAUCAUCGCCUCUUCUUCAUCCCUUUCAUCUUAAUCUUCAUAAUCAUCCUUCCCCAUCUCCCCUUUUUCUCUGUUUUUCUCUGUUUCUAUCUGUUCUUCCGAUUCGGGUGAUUUUUGUUUCUGGGUUUUGUUUAUUUUGGUUGAUUACUGUUGCUAAUCCAGUUAAUUGACUUGGGUUCUCUUUGGUUUCUUCAAUUUUUGCUGUUUUUUCGUGGUGUUCUUGAAGAGGGUCUUUGAACUGUGAACUGGGUCGGGCCUAGAUUUGGGGAAGAAUGAGGGAAGAACAUUCGAAUUGGUUCUCGAGAUGGGAAGAGGAGCUUCCAUCUCCAGAUGAACUCAUGCCUCUUUCUCAAACCCUAAUAACCCCCGAUCUAGCUUUAGCUUUCGAUAUUCAAAAUCCCACCAAUUGCAGUCCGCCGUUGCCUUGCCCAUCUCCGCCGCUUUCGAAUCCCCUACCCGGCUCCGGCAACGGAAUUCCGCUGCCCAACUCGGGGGAUUUCGGCGAUUCCGCCGAUUUAGGCUCCGGCGCCGGCAGCGACGAACCAGCCCGGACCCUCAAGCGGCCACGCCUAGUCUGGACUCCACAGCUCCACAAGCGAUUCGUUGACGCUGUUGCCCAUUUGGGGAUAAAAAAUGCUGUCCCUAAGACCAUAAUGCAGCUCAUGAGUGUUGAUGGCUUAACCAGAGAGAACGUAGCUAGCCAUUUGCAGAAGUACCGCCUCUAUCUCAAGCGUAUGCAGGGUUUAUCCAGUGGUGGCGGCGGCGGCGCCGCAGCUGGCUUGGUUGCUUCCUCUGAUCCCGCCACCGACCAUUUGUUCGCUAGCUCCCCUGUUCCACCCCAUUUGCUUCACUCUGCUCGUGCUAGUUCAGACCACUUCAUGCCCUUUGUUCCCAUGGCCACUCUGCAGCAACACCACCACCACCUGCAGCAGAUGGCCGCAGCAUCUGCCGUCGCCCACCCUCAGCUCCAGCCCCCCUAUCACCGUGGGCAGUUUGGGUCACCAUCAAACGGCCAAUUUGAGCAUCCAUUUUUAGGUAGACAGUCCCAACCUAUCCAUAGAAUGGGGGCACCAGUGCAUAAUUCACUUCCUAAUUACAUUGAGGAUUUGGAAUCAGGCAAUGCCAGUGGUGGAAGAAAAGUCCUCACCUUAUUUCCUACUGGGGAUGAUUGAGCUUUUUGUUCUUCCUGUUCUGUUCUAAUUCUUGUGGAAAUUGGUUUAAAUGUUAUGGGUUUGAUCUGAAACUCCGGAUAAUGUUAUGUUAGUUCUUGUUUCUAUAUAUUUCUUUCUAAUGUCCUUAUCUGUUUAGUUGGUUUGGCUGUCAUUAUAAUAUGAAACGCAUGACCAAAUCCAGAAGUUCAAAUAGGUAGAGUGGCCCAUCCCUAUAAUGGUGGUAAAUAGAGGGACAUAGGGAGUUCAUCUUGUGUCUGUCAAGUACAUGAGACUUCUGUUCUAUCAUAUCCGAUAAUCAUCGCUCGAACCAUUCAUAAUGCCCUUAGAUUUUUCUGUUUGCAGUUGUUCUGAUGUCAAGCUCAGGUUCAUAAUCCAAGAACCUGCUGCUUCUUGUGUAAUCAGGUUGGAACCAGCCGAGUCUUAU